AAGAAACUAGCUAGUGGACAGGCUCUGUUCGGGAAUAUGAGUGAGUGGGAGGAGCUAAACAGAAUAGAGAAAUGCAGCAGCAAAGACGGAGACCUUGACCUGACACCCCACUGCCACUGAUUGAGCCAUCUCAUCUUCCUUCGCCGCGUUGGUCGUUCUCGCCCAUUCUCAACCAGCUGCAGCUGCAUCUACGUCGGCUGCUCUUCUUCUAUCUCCCCGUUGAAAGCCUGCUGCUGUUCCAUUGCUUCAGCUACCUGCACUCUCAGGUGGAUCUAAAGCAGGCCUCCAAGAGGAGCACCCACGCCUGCAUGGAAGCUGUUUCAGUUAAUCACUCCAAGCUCACCCUUUCAAGUUAACCGCUCUUCCAGCUGAGGCGCUACUCUGCUUCUUUCUGGAGCAUGGCUACAAUGGACGCUGCUUCCGUCACCUCAAGCUCUGCUUUCAGCUGAUUACUCUUCCAGCUCAGGUGCAUAACUAGAGAGUCAAAGAUACAUACUUUUCCAUCCAUCCUCUCCGCGUUGGUCUUUCUCACUCCGUCCAUCCAUCCCUGCCGCUGCCGCUGCUGCUGCUCCACCAUCUCAACCGACGUGGGUUGCUCUUCUCGAAUCUCUCCGUUGAAAGCCUGCUGCAGCUUCGUUUCUUCACGCACCAGCUCAGGUGGAUCUAAAGCAGGCCUCCAAGAGGACCUUGUGGGAUGUUUCAGUUAGUCACUCUUCCAGCGAAGCUGCACUGCAAGUAUAAAUAGAGAGCCAAGAUAAAGCAAACUUGCCCAUCCAGAGAUGGCUGGAAUAAUGGUGAGCGCUUCAACUGGGGUGAUGAACUCUCUUCUGGGUAAGUUGGCCACCUUGAUGGGGGACGAGUUCGCCAAGCUAAAGAACCUGAGGAAGGAGGUUAAGUACAUCAGCGAUGAGCUGAGCAGCAUGAAGGAUGCUCUAGAGCGUCUUGCAGAUGUGGACGAGCUAGAUAUACAGACUGCAAGGUGGAGGGACGCGGUCAGGGAGAUGUCUUAUGAUAUCGAAGAUAUUAUUGAUGACUUCAUGUGCAAAAUUGGGGAGAAAAGCAAAAAAUCUGGCUUUGUCCACGACACCAUUCAACGCCUCAAAACUGCAAGGGCCCGGCAUCAGAUUGCUGGCCAGAUCGAGGACAUCAAGAAACUUGUGUGUGAAACAAGUGAACGGCGUGAAAGAUACAAGCUCGAUGUCCCCACGUCACGCAACGUGGCAGUUGACCAACGAGUGGUUGCACUCUAUGCAAGUGCAGAUAAACUUGUUGGUAUGGAGGGGCCAACUAAUGAGCUUGUCAGUUGGUUGAAAGAUGAGGAGAACAAGUUGAAGGUGGUAUCAAUUGUUGGUUUUGGAGGUUUGGGUAAAACAACACUUGCCAAUCAGGUAUACCAUAAGCUGGAGGGGGAAUUUCAGUGUGGUGCAUUUGUGUCGGUGUCUCAAAAGCCAAAUAUUCCGAAACUUCUGCAGAGUCUAUUAACCAAACUUGGAUGUAGACAAUCUUUUCAUGACGCUGAGUUAACUGUUCUUCUCGACCAUGUCAUAGAAAAUCUAAAAAACAAGAGGUACUUGGUUAUCAUCGAUGAUCUAUGGGAUGUAUCAGCAUGGAAUAUUAUUAAAUGUGCUUUCCCAGAAAAUAAUCUUGGUAGUAGAUUAAUAGUAACUACAAGAAUCAAGACUGUGGCUGAGGCAUGUUUCGGUCACCACGAGCACAUUCUUGAAAUGAAACCUCUAAGUGAAGAAAACUCAAGGAAGUUGUUUUUUGAUAGGAUAUUUUGCCCUGAUGGAGCUUGUCCAGGUCAACUCAAAGAUGUUUCAAUUGAGAUUCUCAAGAAAUGUGGUGGUUUGCCACUUGCAAUCAUUAGCAUAUCCAGCCUAUUAGCAAGUGAAAGUUCUCACCAAAAGGAGAGGUGGAAACAUGUACAAAAUUCUUUGGGGUCAGUGUCAGGCACAAAUAUCACCUUGGAAGCAAUGAGACAUAUCCUGAACCUUAGCUACAAAAAUCUUCCUCACCACCUCAAGACAUGCUUCUUGUAUCUUGGUAUGUUUCCAGAGGACUCUGAAAUACAUAUGUAUAAAUUGGUAAGUCUAUGGAUAUCCGAAGGUUUCGUCAGUAAGGCACGUGGACAAAGCCGAGAACAAACUGCCAUAAGUUAUUUCAACGAGCUUGUCAACAGGAGCCUUAUUCAACCUACUUGGUUUGAUACGGAUGGGUCAGUGAUAACUUGCAAAGUACAUGAUAUGUUGUUGGAUCUUAUCUGGUACAAGUGUGCUGAAGAGAAUUUUAUCACUGUGGUAGACAACCUAGAGUCCGUUACAACACAACUUCGAAAGCCCCGCCGGAUGCUCUUCAACCUGGAUGGUGCAACAUUGCCUGGGUUCGUUAGUAUGUCACAAGUGCGAUCAUUUGCAACGUGUAGAAGCUCUAUGAAUAUACCUUCUCUUGCAGAGUUCAAGUAUCUUCGAGUUUUUAUCGCCGACUUCUAUUCUAGUUCUGCUGAUGACAACCGGAAAAUCGAUCUGACAGGAUUGUGUAAGUUAUAUCAGCUGCGACAUAUACAGAUUCAUCGCAGUGAUAAGUGCCAGCUACCAGAGCAGAUUAGAGGGCUACAAAAGUUGGAAACAUUUGAUGUAGAUGGGUCCUGUAUCCCAAUGGAUAUUUUUCACCUGCCAUGCUUGUUGGAUCUGCUUGUUCCAUCCGUUAAAAGGCUGCCUGAGGGCAUUGGUAAAAUGAAAUCCCUACAACGUCUGGGUCAUUUUGACACGCUGCACACCUCACUCGACAGUAUCAAGGGCCUAGGGGAGCUCACGAAUCUGACUUCUCUGCAUCUCAAAACCGGUUUUUCUGAAGACGUGGACAUGGAUGUUCUAAACUCUUCUUUGGGAAAACUCUGUAACCUCGAGUUUCUGCUCAUAUCAUCACCUGGUGAUUCUUGGAUACCUGAGGCACUAACUUUGUCGCCUCCUCCCCCCAGCCUUGUGAAACUCCACAUGAUGAUAAGUUCCCACGUCCCUAACUGGAUUGGGGAACUCCAUAACCUCCAGACCUUGAAUCUCACUGUUGAGAAGCUGGACAAGGAUGGUGUUGGUAUUCUUGCAGAGUUACCAGCCCUCAUCAACCUGCGGUUAAGGUUUGGUAGAGCCCUGGAAGAAACAAUUGCCAUUGAUGGGACAACAUUCGCAAUCCUAAAGCGGUUUCAUGUCUGCUGCGAGACGAACAUGCCACACUUGACCUUCCAAGUUGGGGCAAUGCCUAAGCUCAAGAGACUCUCUCUAUGGUGGAAUCAGGACGAGAAUGCCCCACUUACAGGUAUCGAGCACUUGUUAGCACUUGAAAGAAUCUCUGUACGAAGGAGUGGCACUGAAUCUGAACAGCGAAGUGCAGAGUCUGCUAUUAGGAGCGCUAUCACCAUGCAUCCCAACCAUGCUUAUAUUACAAUCGAUAACAAACAUUACUGAUGUAUGAUAAUCCUUGGCAUCAGCCACGACCAGCAGCUGGGAAUGAAGUGGAAGCCGGUUCUUUUCCUUGGAGCACGAAGAUGAGAUGCGUGGAGGAACAGUGAAGUGUCGCCAAACUUUAUGCUGCAAUGUAGCCGAUGGCAAUGGAUUACUGCAUUUUAUUCCCGCCCCGAAUAUGGAACUAUCACUUUGCUUUUGUUUUGCUACUUAUGUCGACGAACUGUUUCUAUCCAAGAUUAUGAUCACUGUGUUGUAAUAAGGCUUUAUGGUCGGCAGGAGUUGACACUUGGUACUAGCCAGGGAUUAUAUGUUGUAUGUAUGUUUGCUUCUUGCAUCAAACUGAUGUGCCCUUAUUUGUAUUCAACUGAAUAUUUAUUCCUUGUACUGUUUGCAGCUCUCAGAAGGAUGGUCGAGAUGUUUGUAUUCCACUA
This is a messenger RNA of Triticum dicoccoides, 3892 nucleotides long. RefSeq names its product disease resistance protein RGA5-like. The coding region runs from base 780 to 3461 and encodes 893 amino acids. The record is from RefSeq and is a predicted model, not a curated record. Lineage: Eukaryota; Viridiplantae; Streptophyta; Magnoliopsida; Poales; Poaceae. Gene Ontology annotation, biological process: defense response to other organism. The transcript is spliced from 7 exons. Gene Ontology annotation, molecular function: ADP binding.